Molecule: messenger RNA, 2190 nt
Organism: Scleropages formosus (Asian bonytongue)
Lineage: Eukaryota; Metazoa; Chordata; Actinopteri; Osteoglossiformes; Osteoglossidae
Product: C-type lectin domain family 4 member C-like
Exons: 6
Coding region: 337-1383 (348 amino acids)
Source: RefSeq, a predicted model, not a curated record
CGGCUCCGGCUCCGGCCUCCAAAGACCCUAUUUCCUCCAGGACCUGCAGCUACAGCCAGCCUUCCUACCCUCUUUAGCCAGUCACCCCAUCAUAGUGCCCCCAGUGGUUGCACACCCACAUUUAACAUUUUUCCCCAUAAUGCAACUAUUUACAGAAAACAUCUCCCCCACCUAAAUACAAGUAACGCGGGUCGUUACAGUAACAAUACAUUUUAUAGAAUCAGAAAUGUAAUUGCCAAUUUAAAUUUAGAAUUUAAAACAAAACUGAAAUAAAAGAAGAAGUAAAAUGUGGCUUUCAAAGGGAUUUUUUAUUCUCACAAUAAUGAAGUUGCAUGAAUGUGGCAAUGGUGUUCAAGUCAUAGCCAGUUCUUACCCAAAAAAACUCCUUUGGAUGAUGUGUUCCUGUGUGCGUACGAUUACCCAACUGGAGAAGUUUACAAACCACAUCGGUACACACUAUGGGAAUCUAAUUACGUUAAACAUCUUCCUCUCUUUGUGCCAGUAAAAAAGAAUGAGGAAACGGUGUAUGCAGAAGUGAAGAUAUCGGAAUUACCUCCAUCAGAAAUCGGCAAGUCACGAAAAGAAGGCACGGACCCCACGCUGUCCGAGCUCCCAGAGAAACCUGGGCCCAGAUUUCAGCGUUACCGGAAGGUUACGAUGUGUCUCGCAGUCUUGUGUCCUUUCUUACUGCUUGGCAUCACUGCCACGUGUGCCUGCCAUUUCAGCGCCCAGUGUAAGCUCUUGUCAACGUACGCUGGAGAGCAGCUCCGAGGAAGCAGCGCUGCUAAAGAGCGGCUACAAAUGAUCAACAGCAACCUGACGGCAGAAAAUGCGGACCUGGAGAGAGAGAUGCGGGAGCUGAAAAGCGAGAGAGACACGCUGAACCGAAAACUGGAGGCCAUUCUUCAGUUCAGCAAUUUUCCCGUGAAGAAGUACUGCACUGUGAAAAAUUCUGAUUCCAAAGAGAGACAUUGUUCACCAUGUCCAGAUGGAUGGAAACAGUACAACUCCAGCUGUUACUACGUAUAUCUUAGCAGCUCUUGGAAAACCUGGCCUGACAGCCGCCAGGAAUGUAUUAAAAUGGGGGCAGACCUGGUAACGAUAGACAGUGAAGAUGAACAGCGGUUCAUCAGUGAACUUGCCCCCAGCUACUUUGACCAAUGGCACGGUUACUGGAUCGGACUGUGUAAAAUUACAAGGGGAUGGUUCUGGGUGAACGGAGCUCCGCUGACCGAAGAGUUCUGGAUUAACGAACCGAAUAACGACGAGAACCGGUGCGCGUUAACAAACACGAAGGAUAACACCUUGAAGAGCUGGAGGUCUGCGUAUAGCUGGCAAAUGAGAAACCGGUGGAUCUGCGAGAACAAAGCUCUGAUAUUCUGACUUUGCAGUUUGGAAUACACUUCGAAUACAUGCAUUUUGUAACUGCAGCAAAGGAACGCAUGGUUUAUUGUUUUUUACAGCGUUCUGCUACUUUCUGACUUAUACUUCCGUGUAAAUAAUGAUCAAUAAUGAACGGACCAAGUAAAUUCCACUGUAAGAGCAGCCCGGGCGCUGCGAGGCGUUGGCGCUGCCUGCCGAGCCACCGUGCCACCCAUUUGUGGUAUUCGUGGAUAAAAUAUCAGGGUAGAGCUGAGGAUUCCUGCUGUUUGUAGGUGACAUGGCACCGUGAGCCUCAUCAGCAUGUGGCCAACAGUAAGUGUAAACCAGCAGCGUUAGUGGUACCCAGCACCCUGUAGAGGAGUCUCAUUCCCGCUUCUUGAGAACAACCUUUUGUAUUUCGGUCGCAGCCUUCGGGUAUUCUUUGAAAAUACCUCCCGAGUAGCCAUCAAUGGGAGGAGACCCAAAGGCACACACAAGACACACUGAACAUUUCAUCUCUUCAGUGUGGCCUGCAAAUGUUUGUGGAGGCAUUGGAAAAGAGCUGGAGAAGAACGCCUGGUCCCCCCACUGGUGGCUGCACUGUGGCCCUCGUAACGGGAAAGGAUUUGAGAACGGAUGAACUGGGCAAACAGAUAGGUGCUCCAAAAAUGCUGCUACUGUUCAUGAGUGAAGUUGUGAUGGAAGAAACUUGCAGUGUUCACAAGAGUGUAAUAUGGCUUUUUGGACAGCUAGAAGCAUACCGGUUAGAGCUCCUGCCUUUUGAUCCAAAGGAUGCAAGUUUGAUCCCCACCUCUGGCUGUAGAAUCC